GCGCCCACGCUGACAGGGCCCCUUCCACGCGCUGUUCCAAGGCCAAAUCCAGCGAGGCGCACCCACACGCCCGCCGCCGCGACCCCCUCAGCCCGGCCCGGCUGCAGCGCCGGGGGGCAGCGGGAGGGCGCCCGCCCGCCGCGCGGAGCCGCGGGGAAGCCACAGCCCCGGCGCCGAGGGGAAGGUGACGCCCCACACUUUGGACCCUCUUCGCUUCCCGUCCGCCUGAGGGGAGCGACGGGCAGAGAGCCGCAGCCUCUCCCGGAGGAGGCGGUGGCGGGACGCGAACACUCAGGCAGGCGAGCUGCUGCUUCCUCCUCCUCCUCCUCCUAAGAUGGCGGCAGACUCCGCGGAGCAGUUCUGCGUGGCCGAGGAGCGGAGCGGCCACUGCGCCGUGGUGGACGGGAACUUUCUCUAUGUGUGGGGAGGAUACGUGUCAAUUGAAGAAAAUGAAGUUUAUCUGCCUAAUGAUGAGCUCUGGAUCUAUGAAAUGGAUAGUGGCUUAUGGACAAUGCACCUAAUGGAAGGAGAGUUACCUACCUCCAUGUCAGGAAGCUGUGGGGCAAGCAUUAAUGGGAAGCUGUACAUUUUUGGUGGAUUUGAUGAUAAAGGAUACAGUAAUCGGCUGUAUUAUGUUAAUUUGCGAACAAAAAAUGGAACCUAUAGGUGGAAAAAAAUUACAAAUUUUAAAGGUCAACCUCCUACACCACGUGACAAGCUUUCCUGCUGGGUGUAUAAGGACAGCCUAAUAUAUUUUGGUGGCUAUGGCUGUAGGAAGCAUAAUGAACUGAGUGAUUGUUUUGAUGUCCAUGAUGCGUUUUGGGAAGGACAGAUAUUCUGGGGAUGGCAUAAUGAUGUUCAUGUUUUUGAUACAACCACACAAACUUGGUCUCAACCAGCAAUUAGAGGUGGAGAUCCACCUCAGCCUCGAGCAGCUCAUGCAUGUGCUGUGCUGGGAAAUAAAGGUUACAUCUUUGGAGGAAGAGUGCUGCAAACUAGAAUGAAUGAUUUGCACUGCCUGGAUUUAGACACUUGGACUUGGUCUGGAAGAAUUAAUAUCAAUGGAGAGAAACCAAAAGACCGAUCCUGGCACACGUUGACUACGAUAGGAGAUGACAGACUUUUUCUUUUUGGUGGACUAAGUUCUGAUAAUGUUCCUUUAAGUGAUGGCUGGAUUCACAGCAUUACAACAAAUGGAUGGAAACAACUUACCCAUUUGCCGAAGAGUAUGCCUAGAUUGUGGCAUACAGCCUGCCUUGGAAGAGAAGGAGAAGUGAUGGUGUUUGGUGGAAGCAAAGAUGACUUGCAUUUCAUGGACACAGGUCACUGCAGUGACUUGUUGAUAUUUCAGACUCAACCUUAUUCGCUGCUCAGGUUGUGUCUUGACUGCAUUGGUAAGAACGCAGCUCUCUUAAAGUAUCAAAUACCGUGCUUGCCAUCGGAAUUAUCACAGCAAGCGCUGAAAAAAAUAACCUUCUGGGCAGCAGUUAAGCACCGGCAAGAGAAAAAAGCUGAAAUUGAAAGACAAAGCCAACUAAACACCAUAUGAACAAUGGUAACAAAACUGUUGAACACUUUGGUUUACUUAUGGUGUACAGCAAAGUCUUUUGUUGUUGAAUUUUACUAAUGCUACAGAACAACUGUUUGUUGAGUUUCUAAGUGAAGUUUGAGAACAAAGAAAUCCUUUUUAUGGAAGUUUCUUUUGUUUUCUGCAUUAUAGAAAAUGGAUAAAAGUUCAUUUGUAUAUAUUGUUAACUUCUGCUGUUGUGGUCUUAAUGAGGCAGUCCAUAUGAUUCAUUCUUCUUGAUGAUACAGAAUGUUUCCAAUCGGAUAAAAUAUUGGCUUAAGUCUAAAAUCUUACUACAGCCUUAUCACAUCAGCCUUUCGGAACAUAUUACAUUAGUCCAACACAGUAUCUUGGGAAGAUUCACACUCACCAGUCUUGAAAAAGGUAACUUAUGUGCUAACACCACUGAAUCUUGGUUGAUUCCACUGGGCUCUGUCGCCUGACCAUCAGUCAAACGAAGGAGCCAGACGUCUUGCCCAACAUAGGAAAGUCAGUGCGCUCUCCGUGGGAUUUGGAUCCAGGCCUGCCAUGGGCAGCAUCACCAUUGGUGUAGGAAAGCUUAUGAGCAGUUCAUAAUACUGGUUUACUAUGUUUCUGUAAUCAACAAGUCCUUUUUGAAAUAGGUUGUAUAUUGUAUUUUGGAUGUGUAAAGUUUAUAUUUAAUUCUUGUUAAAAAAAAGUUUAUUUAUUGUUUAAAAAGAGCAUAUGUAGUACUUGGCUAUUUUUCAGUUUCAAUUAUUUAGUUAAAGGAUCAGAGUCAUUAAAAUUUUCUAGAGUUGAAGCGGGA
Molecule: messenger RNA, 2354 nt
Organism: Falco peregrinus (peregrine falcon)
Lineage: Eukaryota; Metazoa; Chordata; Aves; Falconiformes; Falconidae
Gene: KLHDC1
Product: kelch domain containing 1
Exons: 13
Coding region: 335-1549 (404 amino acids)
Molecular function (GO): protein binding
Source: RefSeq, a predicted model, not a curated record